UCUCCAACGUGAGGAAGUCACUAAUUUCUUCUAUUUUCUUUCGCAGGAAGAGCUUAAUGGCCAUGGAGAACCAUUUCGGCGUUGGGCUCUUCAUCUCCAGAAGAUAUUACAAUCCAUUUUUCCACCCUUCUCUUCCUCCGGAAAGAUCCCCUUUCCGUCUAAAUCGUUAUGUUCCCAGUAAAUCUAUUUACGUCCGCACUCUACCUUCUUCUCUAUCAGGAAAAGAGGUUGCUGGUGAAGAUAUAAUACAAUUAUUUCUGAAGGAGAGACAAACGAAUGGUGAUCUUGUGUCGAAGAUUUAUGACAAUUUAUGGAGAAAAGACGAGUUAAGAUUUGUUGAUGGGAAAAUUAAUGUUGGAGAGGAGCAGAUGCACCAAAUUGACAUGUUGGAAUUAGAAGGUUCUGAAUUGGAAGGAAAUGGUGGAUUUCUAAAACUAACCAAAACCAUGGAGUGGAUCUCCAGUGAGAACAUUGCUCCAAUCAACAAGAAAUUGGCGACAAAGAAGUGGAAGGAUGAUGGUGAAAAGAGGAAGAAAGUAAACAUUCUCAAAUAUGAAGCUCUUAAGGGCGAGUUGUUGCUUUUAACCAUAGGAAUUGGAGCUGCUUGUGGGGUAUAUUGUUUAAUAAACUUAUCCACAGAGGCCGCUAUCAGCUAUUCUGCUGGUGUUCUCUUGAGUUGCUUGUAUCUUCAGCUUCUGUAUCAUCACAUUGAUAUGCUGUCUAAAGAAUCUAUUCCAGGAAUAUUUAUUCAGAAGAGAGUAAAGAAAAUUGGGAUAAGAAGUGAGGAUCUGAAGAAUUUGUUGGAGAAAACAUUAAAUGGUUCCAGCAUGGCUCUUUCAUCCCCAAGGCUUGUAAUACCUACAGCUAUUUACGGAUUAUGGGUUAUUUCUCAUCAAUACCUCAAUAACUUUGAUUUCCAGCUCGUUCCAGCAAUGCUUGGCUUCUUUGCUUAUAAAGCUGCUGCUUUGGUUCAAGUUUACCGGGACAAUGAAGACCUCAGAAUGAUAUUCCCAGACAAUGAGGAGAACUCCAAAGAGCAGUAGAGGGGCUGAAAUUGAUCUGCGGAGCUGCUGCUUUGGUUCUGGUAGAGGGACACAAUGUAGCAAUGUAUCCAACUCCUGCCAACAGCACAAAACGAGGAGCAUCCACCUUAUAGAUUAAAGGUGUAAUACAGAAUGGAACUGAAUAAAACUAUACUGACUUCAGAUCUUGGACAGGAAAUCAACAAAGUUAUGAUUAUGAACAUGGAAUAGUUCAACAGCAGUAGCUAAAUAUUUUUUCAUUUAUGUUUCUCAAAAUAGUGAAAUAUUCUUGUUCCGGAAACAUUUUGUCAUUACUGGGGUUGGAUAAAGGAGCAAAUAUUUUAUGUAGAAUGACUAUUUGACUGGGUUUCUAGGAGCUGUAUUCUAAUUUCUUUCUCUAAGAAAAGAAAAAGUGUGAUGCUCCUUGCGUCCACAAAGGCAGCAUGUUUCAUUUGCAUUGGACCACACACUUCAGUUUGCAGUCAAGGACUAAUCUGGACCGGUCUUGCCGGUCCUGCAAAUAUACCGAAGGCGGAAUAGAGGUUCCGCCCCCGUGGUCGCCGUGCCCCCCUCUACAGCCGUUUCAAACUAAUAUUUUAAUAUAUUUUGAGAGGGGAAUUUCAAAGGGAGGGAUGUUUUAGGAUUUCCUUUGAAUUGUAUGUUUUAAGGGGGAAUUUUUGGGAGGGUUAAGGCAUUGUUUGUUUUGCUGAAAUUAGAGUUAUCUCAUGUUGUUUGGGUCACCGGCUAGAGAUUUGGGAGAGCCGGAUCCUCCUCUCCAAUUGAGAAUCCUAUUGUCUUGUUUUUAUUUUCUUUCAAUAAAAGUUGUUUUGUG
Dendrobium catenatum is the source of this 1854-nucleotide messenger RNA. RefSeq lists its product as uncharacterized. The coding region runs from base 57 to 1043 and encodes 328 amino acids. The record is from RefSeq and is a predicted model, not a curated record. The transcript is spliced from 10 exons. Lineage: Eukaryota; Viridiplantae; Streptophyta; Magnoliopsida; Asparagales; Orchidaceae.